CCCAUCCUCCUCAUCAUGUCGUCCCUGUCCUCCUCUCCCGGGGACCCGUACGACGAGAGGGAUUACGAGAGCCAGGCCAAGCGCCUCAAGACGGAGGAGGGGGAGAUCGACUUCUCGGCCGAGGAGGGCGACGGGCGCCGGGACCAGGCCGGGCGCGAUGGCGGCGGCGGACCCGGCGGCGGCGGCAGGACCUUCCCUCCCUCGGAGUCUGGUGGAAGUCAUCACAAAGUUUCCGUUUCUCCAGUCGUCCACGUCCGAGGACUCUGCGAAUCAGUUGUGGAAGCUGACCUUGUGGAGGCUCUUGAAAAAUUUGGAACGAUAUGCUAUGUAAUGAUGAUGCCAUUUAAACGCCAGGCUCUAGUGGAAUUUGAAAACAUAGAUAGUGCCAAAGAAUGUGUGACCUUUGCUGCGGAUGAGCCGGUCUAUAUCGCUGGUCAGCAGGCGUUUUUCAACUAUUCUACAAGCAAAAGGAUUACAAGACCGGGAAAUACUGAUGAUCCGUCUGGCGGCAACAAAGUUCUUCUGCUGUCCAUUCAGAAUCCUCUCUAUCCAAUUACCGUGGAUGUUCUAUAUACCGUGUGCAACCCUGUUGGGAAAGUACAGCGAAUUGUUAUAUUCAAGAGAAAUGGAAUACAAGCUAUGGUUGAGUUCGAAUCAGUUCUUUGUGCCCAGAAAGCUAAGGCAGCACUCAAUGGAGCAGAUAUAUAUGCUGGAUGUUGCACACUAAAAAUUGAAUAUGCACGGCCGACUCGCCUCAAUGUCAUUCGGAAUGACAAUGACAGUUGGGACUACACUAAACCGUACUUGGGCAGACGAGAUAGAGGAAAGGGUCGCCAGAGGCAGGCGAUUUUGGGAGAGCACCCUUCAUCCUUUAGACAUGAUGGCUAUGGAUCCCAUGGCCCACUAUUGCCCUUACCGAGCCGUUACCGAAUGGGCUCUCGAGAUACACCUGAGCUUGUUGCCUAUCCACUCCCCCAGGCCUCCUCCUCCUACAUGCAUGGGGGAAACCCCUCUGGCUCAGUGGUUAUGGUUAGUGGGCUGCAUCAACUAAAGAUGAACUGCUCAAGGGUCUUCAACUUGUUCUGCUUAUAUGGAAAUAUCGAAAAGGUCAAAUUUAUGAAGACCAUUCCUGGUACCGCACUGGUAGAAAUGGGGGAUGAAUAUGCUGUAGAAAGAGCUGUCACCCACCUCAAUAAUGUUAAAUUAUUUGGAAAAAGACUCAAUGUUUGUGUGUCUAAGCAGCACUCUGUUGUUCCAAGUCAAAUAUUUGAGCUGGAGGAUGGUACGAGUAGCUACAAGGAUUUUGCCAUGAGCAAGAAUAAUCGCUUUACAAGUGCUGGCCAAGCGUCCAAGAAUAUCAUCCAGCCACCCUCUUGCGUGCUGCAUUAUUAUAACGUUCCAUUGUGUGUGACGGAAGAGACCUUCACAAAGUUGUGUAGUGACCAUGAGGUUCUCACAUUUAUCAAAUACAAAGUGUUUGAUGCAAAACCUUCAGCCAAAACACUUUCCGGGCUGCUGGAGUGGGAGUGCAAGACGGAUGCUGUAGAAGCCCUAACUGCACUCAAUCACUACCAGAUAAGAGUUCCAAAUGGUUCCAACCCCUACACGUUGAAGCUUUGUUUCUCUACUUCAUCCCAUUUAUAAAGAGAGAAGAAGGUAACAUGAUAGGAACCACGUUCAGCUUUCUUUUGCAGUUUCAAAAAGUAGAUGUCACCAUCUCAAGUGGUUGAUCUGAUGUUGCCUUGCUCACUUUGAUUUAAGAUUUGUAUCUCGUUGAAAAAUAAACAGGUUUUUUUUGCCUCAAGUAGAUUUUGAUGUAAGCUUAAGUAUUAAAUUGUUUUCAUUAAAAUAGAAUAACUACACGUGUAGAGUAUCUACAAUCCCUUUGUAGAUUAUGCAAUUAUAUACACUGUUUCUAAUCUUAUCACUAUGGUUGUUUUGUUCCACAAUUGAAAAUAUAUUUGCAUUCUAAAUAUUAAAGAUCUGCAAGUAUGUUUCCUUUGCGAUUGAAAUUAAUUUGCAGGUGGAAGUAUUGCAUCUUAAUAUGGUAGAAUUCCUGUUAUACGUUUAGGUAUUUAACUAUGUUGGAUUUAUCCAUGAUAAACAUAACUUGUAUUUAUAAAGUGCGUUUAAUCAGGUUUCAGGAUAACCUUGCACAUGAUGAAUUGAAGUACUGCAGACUUGGUCGAUUUUAUAUUUCCAAAAAGGUUAACAGACACGUGGGUACAAUUUGUACAGUGUGCUCUCAAACUUAUUUAAAUUGGUGGUGGUUUUUUUGUUGCUGUUGUUUUGUUGUUGUUUUUUUUUUUUUGAAACCAUUGUUCAUUUGUAUUGACGUGCUAGUUCAUUUGUAUUGACAUCUGUUGCUAGUCCCAGUUUGGGGGUUUUAUAAUUAAAGUUUCAACAUUGA
This is a messenger RNA of Tachyglossus aculeatus (Australian echidna), 2410 nucleotides long. RefSeq names its product heterogeneous nuclear ribonucleoprotein L like (gene HNRNPLL). NCBI's taxonomy places the organism in Eukaryota, Metazoa, Chordata, Mammalia, Monotremata, Tachyglossidae. Bases 16 to 1644 code for a protein of 542 amino acids. Gene Ontology annotation, biological process: regulation of RNA splicing; mRNA processing. The transcript is spliced from 13 exons. The record is from RefSeq and is a predicted model, not a curated record. Gene Ontology annotation, cellular component: nucleus. Gene Ontology annotation, molecular function: mRNA binding.